Messenger RNA from Pipistrellus kuhlii (Kuhl's pipistrelle), 2573 nucleotides. It is a transcript of the gene NAPEPLD, whose product is annotated as N-acyl phosphatidylethanolamine phospholipase D. The record is from RefSeq and is a predicted model, not a curated record. The transcript is spliced from 5 exons. Gene Ontology annotation, biological process: N-acylphosphatidylethanolamine metabolic process; N-acylethanolamine metabolic process. Bases 28 to 1413 code for a protein of 461 amino acids. Gene Ontology annotation, molecular function: zinc ion binding; N-acylphosphatidylethanolamine-specific phospholipase D activity. Lineage: Eukaryota; Metazoa; Chordata; Mammalia; Chiroptera; Vespertilionidae. Gene Ontology annotation, cellular component: cytoplasm; membrane-bounded organelle.
CGGGCCCGGCCGAGGCUCGCUCCGAGGAUGGCGAGGCAGCGGGCGCUGAGGCGCUGCCUGCAGCUGCUGGCGCCCGCGCAGGAGCCGGCGCGACGGAGCCCGGGGCGGAGGCACCCGGGCACCUGCCGCCGCGGCCACUCCCUCGGCGCCGGGGCGCUGUGGCUGCGGCCGGAGGAGCCGCCGGGGCCGCGUCCCGCAGGCCCUCCCGGCGCUCGUUCUCCAAAGGACAUGGAUGAAAAUGAAAGCAGCCAGUCCCUGAUGACAGGCAGCCAAUAUCCUAAAGAAGUAGUAAGAAAACGCCAAAAUUCUGCACGGGAUUCUGGAGGAAGUACUUCUUCUAGGUUUUCCAGGAAGAGUUUCAAACUGGAUUACAGACUAGAGGAAGAUGUAACGAAAUCAGAGAGAGGGAAGGAUGGGAGAUUUGUUAAUCCUUGGCCAACAUGGAAAAGUAUCUCUAUCCCAAGUAUUCUCAGAUGGCUGAUAAUGGAAAAGGAUCACAGCAGCAUUCCGAAUUCCAAAGAGGAACUUGAUAAAGAACUCCCUGUGCUGAAGCCAUACUUUGUCAAUGACCCGGAAGCAGCGGGAGCCAGCGGGGCCGGCCUGAGAGUCACGUGGCUGGGACAUGCCACGGUCAUGGUGGAGAUGGACGAGCUCACCUUUCUCACAGACCCCAUGUUUAGCUCUCGUGCCUCACCGUCGCAGCACAUGGGCCCAAAGCGUUUUCGGCACGCACCGUGCUCGGUCAGCGAACUGCCCCACAUCGACGCCGUCCUCAUCAGCCACAACCACUACGACCACCUGGACUACGGCUCCGUCCUCUCUCUGAAUGAGCGAUUCGGCAAUGACUUGAGGUGGUUCGUGCCACUGGGUCUCCUCGACUGGAUGCAGAAAUGUGGCUGUGAGAACGUGAUCGAGCUGGACUGGUGGGAGGAGAACUGUGUCCCCGGACAUGACAAGGUCACCUUUGUCCUGACACCUUCCCAGCACUGGUGUAAGAGGACUCUGUUGGAUGACAACAAGGCUCUGUGGGGCAGCUGGUCUGUGUUGGGCCCUUGGAAUCGGUUCUUUUUCGCAGGAGACACUGGUUAUUGCUCUGCUUUUGAAGAGAUAGGAAGGAGAUUUGGACCUUUCGACCUUGCCGCUAUUCCCAUCGGAGCAUAUGCACCAAGGUGGUUUAUGAAAUACCAGCAUGUGGACCCAGAAGAAGCUGUAAGGAUACACAUUGAUGUUCAAGCAAAGAAAUCUGUGGCCAUUCACUGGGGAACUUUUGCCUUAGCAAAUGAGCAUUACUUAGAGCCUCCUGUGAAACUGAAUGAGGCUCUAGAAAGGUACGGACUUAAGAAUGAAGACUUUUUUGUCUUGAAGCAUGGGGAAUCAAGAUACCUACGUAACAACGAAGAAAGCAUUGAAUAAAUAUGAGCACACGAGCUGUUAAUGGAAUAAAUUUGAUAUAAAUUUGAAAGACUACAAAAUUCAUGAUUUUGAUUUUUCAUAUUUGGAAACUUCCUUUACAUCUGCAAGUUUCUGUUUUAUGUUUUAUGUAAUAACUGCACUAAUAGGACGCCAGUUCAUAUAAACGAAGAGUUCAGGUAUGGUUAAGUAAUGAAUUGGCUAAAACUGAUUUUUUUAAAGACUCAUUUCUGCUCUGUUCUUAAGGGUCUUCUGCAAGGUUAGUCCAGCCUGCUCACAUAAACAUAUUUCUUACUUUCACACUAGAGUAAUGAUAAAGUUGACUCCUACAUGCUUAUAGCACUUCUUACUGAGUAGCUUACAUGCCAAAUAUUAAGUGAUAUAUUUUUUAAGCAUAAAAACAUAAAAGUUAGGCUAAGCUACAUUUGUAAAGACAAAUUUUUAAAAAGAAAGGAACAGUAUAUUUCUAUUGCAUGCCUACAGUCCCUAAAUCAAAAACCCUGACAGAAUAAGGGAGUAUGGUUAUGAGAAUGUGACUUAUGACAUUUUCUAUUUUUAAUCUAAAUGUCAGACCUGCUAAAUACAAAUAUAGCUGCAAGGAAAUAUUUUACAAAGAUUAAAUGUAGAUCUUAAGUGUUAAUAUACCAUGCACUUUGAAUUAAAUUUUAUUUUCUCUGUAUACUCAUAUUUUUCUGGUUUCUUAGCUCUAACUCAAUAUAUCAAUAAGAUUUAUAUUUUAUGUUUGACAUUACUCAGAUGUCAUAUUUUUAUAUUAAAUGAUUCCCUCAGCAUGAUUCUACUUUUAGUAAACCAUUGUAGAAUACUAAUAUUUUGUGUGUGUGUGUGUGUGUGUGUGAGAGAGAGAGAGAGAAGAAUCAGCUGACCUGAGUGAGCUGAUUUGGAGGUUCAUUCUGUCUUAUUCAUAGUCUCAGUGAAAUGAGCUUUAUUAAUAAUCAUCAAAGUAGGUUUUUUACACCAAAUGCUUUUUACACCAGGUGGUGCUGUAGCUCAUCUAUAUGCAUGCUAGUUAGCCACUUAAUUUCACAAGGACUUUUCUGUUACUGAAACAAGUCACCUAUGCUCACUGUGCCUCAGUUUCCUCAUGUGUAACAAGAAGAGAAUUUUGAGCUACCUCCAAAAACUAUGAAUAAAUAAUUGAUUUU